AUGUCUGCUCCGACUACCAACGACGGCAACGCCCAACCUGCAACCGGCUAUACUGGUCCGCCCGCGCACAUCAUGAUCAAGGAGCACAUCCUCACCGAUGAGAUAAUCAAGCGCCACAACGACCCUGAAUCCAUCCUGGGAGGUCCAGAGUUGAUCCUCCUCAAUGAAUACGUCCAGGCUCCAGAUCACAGGCUCGACAUACUGCGGGAGCACGAUAUGCUUGAUGCGGAAGGCGCUAGAACGGGCUCACGCGCUCAAGAGGCCCACCAUAGUAUUGUUGGCUGGGCAAUGGCAAACGAUUACUUCAACGAGGAAGAUAUUGCGAAGCUCAAAGGAUGGUUUGAUGCAGGAAAUGCUGACGAAAGUAUGAUGGAGCAUGGCUGGAAAAGGCAGUGA
Molecule: messenger RNA, 396 nt
Organism: Fonsecaea nubica
Lineage: Eukaryota; Fungi; Ascomycota; Eurotiomycetes; Chaetothyriales; Herpotrichiellaceae
Exons: 1
Coding region: 1-396 (131 amino acids)
Source: RefSeq, a predicted model, not a curated record